Melozone crissalis (California towhee) is the source of this 5813-nucleotide messenger RNA. RefSeq names its product ubiquitin specific peptidase 42 (gene USP42). Gene Ontology annotation, molecular function: cysteine-type endopeptidase activity; cysteine-type deubiquitinase activity. The transcript has 17 exons. Gene Ontology annotation, biological process: protein deubiquitination; regulation of apoptotic process. Gene Ontology annotation, cellular component: nucleus; cytosol. NCBI's taxonomy places the organism in Eukaryota, Metazoa, Chordata, Aves, Passeriformes, Passerellidae. The record is from RefSeq and is a predicted model, not a curated record. Bases 171 to 4175 code for a protein of 1334 amino acids.
UCAUUAUGUUGUUGAAACCCCUUCCCUUUCCAUCAGGAAAAGUAGAUGUCACCAGUAUCUGCAAUUUGGAGUCUGGAUCUCUCCUGAAAAUCACUAAGCCCAAGAAUUGUCAUCUUAAUCUUUGAAAUGGACAAGGAUGUCCUCAUUUUUCAGUUACAUAGAUAUGAACAAUGACCAUAGUUAACAAGCCAAAAUCUUCAAAGUCUAAAAAAUCUUCCUCAAGACGCUCUGACAAAUCUAUGAAACCCCGUACUAAAAAAAUGACGUCUCGCACUGCAAGUUUGGGCCGGGUACCUCCUACAGAAGAUCCAAACAAAGUCUCUGUGGACAAAGGUCCUGGGGGGCAUAUUUAUUGUAGAUCAUCUCAAAAAUCAAAGCCUUUUGCCCAAAGAGAUCUAGUUGUUAAUGAUGGGAUUGCUCCGCCACAAAGAAUUCUUUUUCCACCUGAGAAAAUCUGUAUGGAUUGGCAGCAAACACAGAGUGUUGGAGUUGGGCUGCAGAACCUCGGCAACACUUGUUUCCUGAAUUCUACUCUCCAGUGUUUGACCUACACGCCUCCUCUUGCCAAUUACAUGCUUUCACUUGAACACACCAAGUCAUGUCAUGUAGAAGGAUUCUGUAUGAUGUGCACAAUGGAAAGUCACAUCAACCAGGUCCUGUGUUGCUCUAAUAAUGCUAUCAAACCCACAUCUGUUAUCAAUGGCCUUAAAAGAAUAGGAAAACAUUUCCAUUUUGGCAGUCAAGAGGAUGCACAUGAAUUCUUAUGCUUCACCGUUGAUGCUUUACAGAAAGCUUGCUUGAAUGGAAGCACCAAAUUAGACAGAUCUUCUCAAGCCACCACACUUAUUUAUCAAAUAUUUGGAGGAUAUCUCAGAUCUCGAGUAAAGUGCUUGAACUGCAAAGCAGUGUCGGACACGUACGAGCCAUUUCUCGACGUUACUUUGGAUAUAAAGGCAGUUACAUCUGUCACCAGAGCUCUAGAACAAUUUGUGAAACCAGAACAGCUGGAUGGUGAAAACAGCUAUAAAUGUAGCAAGUGUAAAAAGAUGGUUCCAGCAUCAAAGAGAUACACGAUACAUCGCUCUUCCAAUGUUCUCACAAUAUCACUGAAAAGAUUUGCAAAUUUUACAGGUGGAAAGAUCAACAAGGAUGUAAAAUACCCUGAAUAUUUGGAUCUUCGAGCAUAUAUGUCCCAAUCUAUUGGAGAACCCCUCAUCUAUGCUUUGUAUGCAGUUCUUGUACAUAGUGGCUUCAACUGUAAUGCUGGACACUAUCUCUGCUUCAUAAAGGCUGGUAAUGGACUUUGGUACCGAAUGAAUGAUGCCUCAGUAGAGCUUUCUGAUAUCAAAACAGUUCUCAAUCAGCAAGCUUACGUACUUUUCUAUAUCAGGCGCUAUGACCUGACGCUGGGCGAGCGCGCGUUCUACCUGCCCGCGCCCUCCUACCCGCGCUCCUUCCUGGGCCAGCGCGGCGCCGGCAGCAAGCAGCCCGCCUUCAUGGGCCCACGGCUGCCUCCUCACAUGAUCAAGAGUUCAAGUCGUUUAAAUGGAAAUGGACCCUUGAAAGAGGAUCCCAGUACUGUUGGUGUUGCUGUGAAAAGGCCUUCUUCAGCUCCACCAACAGCUUGUGUUCAGAACUGGGCCAUUUCCAGGCCGUCAAUGGCAGACCCUUCCAAGGCCCAGAAGAUCACCAUCAGUAUUCACAACAAGCUGCCCCCGCGGCAGGCGGCGCCGCAGGCCGAGUGCCCCAGCAGCGCUGUGGAGGAGGAGGAUCUGAAGCCCCUUCCUUCAGCCACAAUUACAAACUCUUCUGCAGCAGAGCCUACCUCAAACCUCUCCACAGUGUCAGUUGCUACUAAUGUCUCCAAGCAGGAGGUUCCUGAUGAAAUCUUUGUUGAGCCAGCAGUGAAUGGAAACCCCAAGCUCUGUUCUGACAGCAUGGUCCCUUACGGUGCAGAGCCUUCAGGAAAACCCGAGGAGUCAAAGGGCUUGUUCAAAAGGCAUUGCAAUGUCAUCUCUUCCAAUGGGAUUCUGAUUGGGAAGGUGGUCCGUACAUUGCAUAAUUCCCAUUCAUCCUGUCAGAAUGCUGAAGAAAGAUCCCAGCAUGAGCUGCCAAAAAUUGAUUCCCUAAAUGGUGCUAUUAGUUUAGAUAAUGAAUAUAAAGAAAAUGGACUGAAACUUGAUGAUUCCACUUGCCAAGUCCAACCCGUUAAACCUUCUGAGAUUUUCUUCUCUAAGGCAAACGGAGUGCUUGAAGCGAUGCCUAAAGCUUUGUCACCAGAUCCUCAAGGUAUCUUAGAAUCUCUUACGUACAGCCAGUUGAACAGCUUGUCAGAGGAAAAGAGUGUCUCUGGAUCUCAGAAGUCUUCUGACAAUGAUGGAGUUACAGAUACUGUAGUGAUGGAAGCACUAUUUGCCUAUGAAGAAUCCAGGAAGGUUCCUUCCAACUUUAGCUGUGAGGUUGAGAAACUUUUUACUCAAUCAGAUUCUGAAACCAUUUUUACCAAAGAAGAAGUUGCUGAAAGUGUUAUAACAAAAGCUGAUAAUGCACAUCUCAAUAUCAAUGGUCAGCACAAGGUUAGGAAAAAAUCCUUGGAUACUGAAGGUGAAUUCCUUGGGCAGUGUGAGUCUGAAGACAUCAGAGAUAAAGACAAACUAAGAAGAUCAAAAGAACCUGAACUCAUUUCAAAAGAAAAUCCUUUGUACAUCAAAGGAUCUCCUGAGAGCAAAGAAAAAUUAGGGCAAAUUUCCUCUAUAAAGCCUGACAUUGAAUGUAGUUCUAAAAAACUUGCAUCUCUAGAUAUUCCAGAUAAAUGCCAAGAUACAAAGGACAUUUCUAAUAACUAUGUAGAGGUACCACCUGUUAAUGACUCUUCUAUUACAAAGCUGGAUAAAGUAUUGGAAAGUCAAUUUUCUAGAGCAGACGAGGGACUGAGUAAUAAAACAUGUGAAGAUGAUGAUAAACAUAUGAGAAAAAAUAAGAAAAAAAUCCAUGACUCUAAAAGAACUGACAAAGAGCACUACAGGAGGAAGAGAGAAAGCUCGGACACUGAGGAGAAGGAGAGGCAAACCAGAAACAAACCAGAUGAUCAUUCCCACAGGAGGAGGAGCUCUCACAGCCUGGAAACAAACAAGCAAAGCCGUCACAAGCAGGAGUAUUGCAGUGAGAGCAAGUACAGAUCCUCCCACAACGAAAGGAACAGUCCCAGUAACGGCAGGAGCUCAGGAAAAUAUUCUCGCUACAGAUCCCGAAGCAGAGAAAGGACAGACCCAGACAGGAGUAGGUAUCAUUAUUCCAAAGGAGACAGACUCUGGAUUAGAGAAAGAUAUUAUCAAGAUGAACCACGGAGAUGGGACAAAUGCAGGUACUACAACGAUUAUUAUUCCUCCCAUGGAACAAGGGAUGGUAGGGAGAGGAGGUCCUCUCAUUGUGAUAAAGACUAUGACAAACUGAGCCAAGCUUACAGCAGGUCACACAAGGAUUAUCACUGCAAAAGCAGAUGGGCUCACAGCACACUCUCCCGAGAGGAGGAUGUGCAUCACUUCAGCAGCCACAGAGCAAACUUCCACCACUGUUCAGUACCUCAGCAGCACUCGGAAAAAUACUCCCGUGAGAGGCACGUGCUUCCAGCAGGCUCAGCUCACUCCAGCUUCGAGGACUCUUCGCGGGAAAACGAAAAAGAAAAGCUAAGAAAUGGCAAAAGAAAAUACUCCCACCAAGAAGAAAGUGGAAGUGACGUAGAAAAGAAAUGCCGAAAGACAGAUGACCAAAGAAUCAAAAAGUAUAAGAAGGUCAAGAAGAAAAAGAAGUCCAAAGAUAAACAUCGAGAGAAGGAUUACAAACUUUAUGAUUUGGAUUGCUCUGUGCUCCACUUUGACAAUGACAAUCGCAAACAUAAGAAAAAGAAGAAAAAGAAGAAGCACGACAGGAAACUGAAAGACUUAUUGGAAUAUUUAGAUCCUCGUUUCCAGAAGAAAACAUGGGAGAAGAAGGAAGAAUCCCGUCCUCCAGAUGACCAUUUAUGUGAGCAAUACAGAAACCAGGGCAGUAAACAACCCUACAAGGAAGAGAAGCCUUCUGGUGCAGGUGACAGCAAGAAAUACAGCUCCAUGGCAUCCACUGAGUAUGUCAGAGAUGUGGAGCUGACUGAUGAAAGCCUUCAAUACUCAGACUGAACCCACCACCAACCCCAAGGACUUCUGACCACCAACCCUUCACCUUCAAAACCAACAACCCCUCACCAUCACAACCAACGACUUCUUACCUUCAACGACUUCUUACCUUCAAACCUGACAUUACCAAUAGUGACCAUCAAAACUUAAGAUUUAUUAUCAAUUACCAUCAAGACAAAAUCCAGUCAUAAGUGGUGCUUAACAUUUCUGUACAGAAUUUUACCAUAUAAGAACUUUUUUUUAGUUUUUAACUUGAGACUUUCUUUUUUAAAAUAUACUUCUAAUCCAAAAGGGUGAAAACUUUUUACAACUGCUGAACAUUGUAAAUUACCACAUAAAUAUCUCACUGAGCUGAGAUAAUGCCCUGGAAUAGACCAUCUCAAAUGCUGCUUAAUUACAGACUCAGGUUGACUUUAUGUUAUUCAUGUAAUGUUACUCCAAGUUAAGACAUCUGGUGCAAGAGCGACCAGGAAUUAUAAAAGUUGCAACUGACAGUCUGUAUAUUUAAUUUAAAGACUUAUUUAAAACUUCACAAGUUUUGCAAGAGCUUCAUUUUUUUUUUCUGUGGUCUGACACUAGAAACUAAUUUACUUCACAUUUGAGUUAUAUUCAAGAUCUGAAGAAAAUCUUCUGGUUUUCGACAUUGUGAAACAACAAAUAUGCAGUUCUGAAUGUAUCUCUCAAGACUAUUUGUAUAUUGUUCCAUAUGUUUUUAUUACAUUUUCUUAAUAUACUGUCAUUUGUCUUAAGUCUCAGUUGUCUGUUUUGUCUCUCUAAAGUGUCUAGUUACAGACAAAUUCAUACUGUGAUUUUUAUUUUUAUUAUUAAAUGCUAUCAAACUGUGAUGCACUUAUUAUUCACUGGUCCUGCAUCAGGAGAUGAGUGGGGAACCUGUAUUAAAUACAGUUCAUCUGAAUAAUCUGUCUGGUUUAUACAAGCUGUGUUGUUCAGAGAUGUCUAAAGUUUGAUCUUUGUUUUUUUAAAGAUAAAAAGCACUUGCCCCACUGUAAAUAUAUAGCAUGUAAAAUUUAUAUAGUAUAUAAAUACAGCAAAGUUAAAAUGGAUUUUUACUUGAGUUUUACUUGAGUUAUUUAACAUGCACUGUGUCAUGGGAGCUGACAGCUGGCAGAGUGUGUUUGACUCUGGAGAAGUCACAUCUUCCUCUCAGUGUAGGGGAGAAGAUGCUGUUGGUGUGAGCCAGAGAAGAAAAUCAGUAACUGGGACUGCAGCUGCCUGGACAAGGAUGCUGAAGGCUUCUCCUUUGAACUUAAAGCUUCCCCAGCCAGGCACCAGGCUGGGAGCUCAGCAGGAGCUUGGUAUUGUGUAUGACAAAAAGCAAAAUAACCCACAAAACCAAAACUAACAGGGAAAAAAAGCAAAAAAGAGCAAGGUUAAUAUCUCACUAAAUACUUAAAAGUAAUCUUUUGGUACAUGGAGAGCACCAUCAAGCCAAAGCAUAAUGUACCUGCAUAAUGUUCCUAUGGCAACAGUUAUGUGACUUACAUAAAGUGACAUGGCAAAGUAACCAACAUUCCUGUCCUGUAUCUGGCUUUUUUGUCCUCUUUUGUCCUCUGGCUCCAAGGUUUGGUGUCCUGUCCUUUGUGUGAUGAGUGACUCCAGCAGAAGUGUCUGAAGGAGUUU